UUGCUUGAACUUGACUCAGGGACUGCCUAUGAGUUCCCCAAAAGGACACGCGGCUAAAUAAAAAGCUGUUGAGAGCACGCGUCAGAAACCUGUGUAGUCUGUUCGCAGCAUGGGAUAUCGCUUGCGCUUCACUCUUCGGGGAUGAAAGUCCAAUCAAACGGAUUUAGAAACGACAAUGGAAAUUUAUUUGGGACUUGAUCAAGCUUCUAUUUCAACAGAACAAUGGGAAGUAUUAUAACUGAUUGUCAACGUCCUGCCGAAAAAUGCAUGGAAUAAUGAUUCUUCUUUCAGAGCAAAGCUUUUACUCACCAUCAUUGGUUUGAGGAAUAUAAUGUUGGUUUGCGUGGUUUGCGUUACAUUCAUCUAAUUUGGAUUAAGAAUAGAAGAGAGGACGAUCUGGACAUCACUUUUGACUGCAAAUUCACCUUACGCCUGCCUCAAAUGCCUCUCUCCGUGAUGGGAUUCUUGACCUUCAAAGUCCAGUGAAGCCAACCAUGAAUUACAACAACCUCUCGGGUUCCUCAGGGGACCUUCAGAUGACGGCGGUAGCUCGUCUGUUCCACCAGAGGAACCACACACUGGAUCAUCCCCAGACAGGAAGCCCCAUCUUGGCCGUCCUCUCCAUGACGCUGGGCAUCAUCUCCAACAUCAUAGCCCUCUUCAUCCUGGCCAACGCCUACGCCCAGCAGCGCCGGCGCUCCAAAGCCACGUUCCUCCUUUUCGCCAGCUCCCUGGUCCUCACUGACUUUUUCGGGCACAUCAUCCCGGGGGCCAUGGUCCUCCGACUCUACCUCUCCGGAGGCGUGUCCCCCGAGGCGGCCGCCGCCACCUCGUCCAGCGGCUCGACCGACCCCAUGUGCCAGUUCCUGGGAGGUUCCAUGGUGUUCUUCGGCCUGUGCCCGCUCUUCCUCGGCUGUGCCAUGGCUGCUGAGCGCUGUCUGGGCGUCACGCAGCCGCUGCUCCACGCCUCCCUGGUCACCACAGCACGCACAAAGCUCUCCCUCUCCGGGAUUUGGCUGGCGGCCCUCUGCGUGGCCCUGCUGCCUUGCUUCCAGCUGGGAUCGUACACCUACCAGCACCCCAACAGCUGGUGCUUCAUCAAGGUCCUGGCUAACGACACCCGGGAGGCGGACUUGGCCUUUGUCGCGCUCUUCUCCGGGCUGGGCCUGGCGUCUCUGGGUGUGGCCCUGGUGUGUAACACCAUCAGUGGACUGACGCUGGUGCUGGCCAGGCUGAGACGGAGGCCCUCGAGCGGCUCAUUGUCCCACAGCCACCGCUCAGUGGCCAAGAGCCACGACAUAGAGAUGGUGGUGCAACUGUUGGGCAUUAUGGUCACAUCCUGCAUCUGCUGGAGCCCCCUGCUGAUCUUUGGCCUGAUGUCAGUGAUGCGCUCCUACAGAGGGACUAUGGAUGAGGAAGACAGGUCCACGUAUGAGGAAUUAAAUUUGACCGGUGUGCGAUUAGCUUCCUGGAACCAGAUUUUGGAUCCCUGGGUCUAUAUCCUACUGCGCCGCGCCGUCCUCCGCAAGAUCUACCUCAUCACUAAGCGCCAAGCCCACAUGAAUGGGAGUGUACUGCGACGCUGGGAGGGGAACUCCUUUCAGAGCUCAGAGAAGAAUGAUGUUAAGAGAAUAUGACGUCACAAAGUGCCAGGCCCUGGGUCAACAUGACCCGAACGGAGCCUGUGACCGGAAGGGUUUGAAGCCAUAGGCUGAUUGCCAGAAAAAGAUUGUAUUAGCCUGCUAAACUAAAGCCUGCUAAACGGUCCUUGGUGCUGUACUUUAUCUGUUGUCAUGCGUUGUGAAGGAUACGAUAAGAAUCACUAUCAAUAACUCGCUGCCAGUGGCAAGCUAAUAUUAUCCACCUCAGGAUACUGUUUCAUUAGCUCAUUGUCCAAUUACAAUCCACUGAACUACUCAGUUUGCAUUAUCAUACAGAGUUAGAGUUGAAAUACACAUUUGCAUGUAGGAGGGAAGGUCAAAGGUUGGAAUGGUGUCAUCGUUUGCAGCUACUACAUCUUAAUAAUCCGGAGGUGAACUACAUAUCUGCCUGAAUAGAUUGUAAAUAAUAACACAACUUGUUCAAUUGAUUAACUCUAAUUUGUGGAAUGUUACAUUUACAAUUUUCUGUUGUCCUGUUGUCGUUCUGGGUUCAACAUUAAUUAUGUUAAAUUGGCAUUGUUAAGCCUUUAUCAACAGCUUGGACUGAAGGUAAUAGUAUAAUCAUAAUUUAAUUUAUAUAGAUCAUUCCACAGAAUCUCAAAGCACAAAAGCAUGUAAGCAGCCUCAUAUUUGGCAGAACUAAAGGGAGAACUCUGUUUUUCCUAAACAACUUUGCCGGUGGGAAGUAAAGGCUACAUCUAACAUUGUACAAGUUACAAAUAUUUAUUGAUUUUCCUCAAUUCUCUGGGGACAUGUAAAGAUAUUGGAAUGUAAAUAAAGGCAUGGAAUGUGAUGAAGUAAAGAAU
Molecule: messenger RNA, 2467 nt
Organism: Esox lucius (northern pike)
Lineage: Eukaryota; Metazoa; Chordata; Actinopteri; Esociformes; Esocidae
Gene: ptger1a
Product: prostaglandin E receptor 1a (subtype EP1)
Exons: 5
Coding region: 495-1637 (380 amino acids)
Biological process (GO): adenylate cyclase-activating G protein-coupled receptor signaling pathway; positive regulation of cytosolic calcium ion concentration; inflammatory response
Cellular component (GO): plasma membrane
Molecular function (GO): prostaglandin E receptor activity; thromboxane receptor activity
Source: RefSeq, a predicted model, not a curated record